AUGGCCUGCACGGGCUCCCGCUGCCUCUGUGGCCCCCAGGGUGCCCCGCACCCCAGCUUGUCACUAAAAUGUCCGUCUCUGGGCUGGGAGGUAGGACUGCGGAGCGCGGGUCCAGCCCGGGAGCCUAGGCGCGGCGUGUGGAGACCCCUCCCUGGCAGGGGCCCAAAGUCAACUGUCGGGACCCAGAAAGGCCCGCUGAGGGCGCUGGACGGGCCUGCGGCGGGGGUCGGACAGGAGGUGGGCCCCGGGGGCGUGGCCGGGCGGGCGGCAGCCAAUGGGCUGAAUGAGGCCAGGCGGGGCGGGGCGGGGCGGGGUCCGGGCGGUGGCGGGGUCCCGGGGCGCCGGCUGGGUCCGCAGUGCGAGGUCGGCGGCCCGCGGCAGCGCAAGCCAGCGGAGGCAGAGCGCUGCGCCCGCCGGCUCCCCGGCCGCCCGCGCGCCGGAGCCGAGACCCGCGACCGGACGCGCCGGGCCGCCGCUGGCCCGCACCGCCCCGCCGCCGCGAUGUGCGACUGUUUCCACAUGGUGCUGCCCGCCUGGCCCGGAGCCCCCGGCAGCGGUGCUGGUGCUGCCUUACCCCACCAGGGAGAGCUCUCCCUCCAGCCCAAAGUGUCCACGGCAGGAGCGGGCAGCAAGGAGGAGGCUGCGGAGGCCAUCCUGGGAGGGGGGGCCGCCUGCAUCAGGCUCUGCCCGCACCCUCGCACCCCUCCCGCUGAGGCCCUUGUGUCCCGAGAGCGGCCAGCCCUGCUGGACCCCUCCCAGGCUGAUUCACUAUCAGCUGCCCCGGCCCUGCCCAGCCCCUGCCGGCAGCUGAGUUCCUGUGCGGACUCUGAGCAGGAGCCCGGGGUGCCCGUGGCUUUGAGCUGCAACUGCCUGGCCCUGUGCCUCUGGCCUGACUCUCUGCCGGCCCAGGGCUCCCGGCUGGCCUGCACAUCGCAGGCCCUGCUCGCCCCCAUCUCCCAUCGGCAAGGGAACCGCAAGUACACAGCGCUUGCUGAGGGCUGGGGCUUGGCGGGGCUCCAGGCCUGCCUGAGGAGGAGGCCAGGGCGGGGCAGCAGAGCAGGGUUGUGGAGGGGAGGGACCCAGGAGGGCAGCCGGAGGGAGCUCAGCUGGGAUCUUCACUUCUGGGCAAGUUGGGAGGACAUCAACCUGGUCUCUGGCCGGCAGCUGCAGCCUGAGGAGCCGGACGCAGACACAGAAGAGGACCACUCUGUAACGGAAGGGCCCGUGGACGAGAUCAUUCGGCCACGGCCACAGGGGUCCUCCCCUGUGUAUGAAUACACUGUGGAGGGUGCUAGCUCUGGACUCCCGGAGGACACACCGAGGCGGCGGGCGUCCUCGGGCUCUGGGGGACGGAGAUCCUGGUGGAAGCGAGAUUCGGGGGACUCCCAGACAUUCUCCAGGAUGAGUUGUCCGCAGUCCAUGCAGGAGGCGACAGAGGUGACGCUGAUGACCGAGGCGGAAGCUGGAGCCAGCGGCUACAGCGUCACAGGUGGUGGGGACCAGGGGAUUUUUGUGAAACAAGUUCUGAAGGACUCGUCAGCUGCCAAGCUCUUCAGCCUGAGAGAAGGGGAUCAGCUGCUCAGCACAACCAUAUUCUUUGACAACAUUAAAUAUGAAGACGCUCUCAAAAUUCUUCAGUACUCAGAGCCUUACAAGGUGCAGUUCCAAGUCAAACGGAAACGUCCUGCCACAGAGGACGAGGAAGGCGCUGCCAGGGGGGCUCAGCAUGGCCCGAAGGGCAGUGAGAAGCAGGACAAAGAUGUGGCUGAUGGCUCCACGGAGACCCCCACACAGACCCUGGAAGGGGGAGGAGACCAGGAGAGACUGCUCGCCAAGCCCAGGGAGGGCAGACGCAGGCGGCCCCAAAAAGAGAGGCUGUCCUGGCCCAAAUUCCAGUCAAUAACGAGCAAGCACAUGCCGGGACCGCGGAGGUCACACAGCUCCUCAGAGGCCUACGGGCGGGGAGAUGCACCUGACGUGUCCCCCACGAGCACAGACACGGAGGCCCAGCUCCCAGCAGAGGGUCAGGAGCAGAAGGCGGGACCGGACGGCCAGCGGAGAAGGAGGUUCCUGAACCUCAGGUUCAGGAUGGGCUCAGGGAAGGGUCCGACGCUGGAGGGGCGACCAAGCAGAGGGGUCCAAGGUGAAGCUCUCCAGGCCGGGGUCGUGGAGGAGGCCGGAUCCUGCGAGGACAGACGAGAGGCCCCCGAGGCCUCUGUGCAAAGCAGGGGAGAGGACGGGACGGCAGAGGUACCAGCGGGGACACCCAUAGAGCCUGGAGCCCCCAGCCGGGGAGCCCUGGGGGAAGGGGCCAGUGUGGCGUCUAGGCGCCGAAAAGAAACAAAGGAGGUGAAAGACCCGGAGGACGCUGUGUCAGAGGGGAAGCCUGGGGUGAGCUCAGCCCCACAAGGCGGGGAGGGCCUCAGGGAGGUGGCUCAGGGCAUGGAAGUUGGGAUUGCCAGAUCGGCUCUGCAAGGCCAAGGAGACGCACAGGGCCAUCAACCAGGAUUCCAAAUCCAAAUACCCAGUUUAAAAACACCCGUGUUUAAAUUCUCCAAAGAAAGAAAGCAAGACACAGAAGGAGGCACAGCACCACUGGUCCAGGGGCACGGGCAGGGAGGGACCACGGCACAGGAGACCCGCCCCGCGGGGGAGGGGGCACCAGGACCCCAGCUGGCAGCACCCGAGAAGCCCAAAGCGCACCUGCCAGAGCGGGAAGAAGGAGGAGCAGGGGGCGCUGAGGAAGGUCACAGGGGAAGAGGGAAGAAGGAUGGGGACAAAGACAAAGGAGGGAGGGAGGAGAGAUGGACAGUGCUCAAGUUCAACAUGCCCUCCUUCACAUGGUCGCCCAGAAAGGACGCGAGAGCAGCCGGGGAGAAGCCCGUCCUGGCCUCGGACCAAGAAACAGGAAGCACCGUGACAGUGAAGUCACUACAGGCAGAAGACAAAGAAAUACUAGAAGAGAAAGAAGAGCGAGACACAAGAGGGGGGCAGCCACCAGGACCAGAGGAACGAGGACUGGAGCUUGAGAGGCAACAAGGGGACCUGUCCCUGGGAGACCAGGAGGUGGCCGCCACAGACGGCAAGUUCCAGAUGCCGUCCUUCGGUGCAUCAGCGCCAAGCAAGGAUUUGGGAACAUCUGUGGACGUGUCGGGGCCCAGGGUCAGAGCCGAGGCCGCACUGCCCUCCCUGGGGGGGGAGGUGAAAGCCCCAGAGGGUGCCGUCCAAGUGCCCACUGCUGAUAUCGACCUGCCAGGGGAAGAGCUGGAGGUGUGCCCCCCCGAGGGAGAGGUGGCUGUGUCCGGGCUGGAGGGCAAAGCAGAAAGGGUCAAGAUCAAGGGCCAGCUCCCCAAAGUGCAGAUGCCCAGCCUCAAGAUGGCCAAGGAGGACAUCAAGGCCCCCCAGGUGGACAUCAAGGGGCCCAAACUGGACCUGAAGGGCACCAAAGGGGAAGUGAGUGUCCCCGACAUGGAGGUGUUGCUACCCACCGUGGAGGUGGAUGCACAGGUGCCCGGUGCCAAGGUGGAGGGUGCCCUGUCCGUGGGAGACAAGGAGGUAGCUGCCAGAGACAGCAAGUUCAAGAUGCCCAAGUUUAAGAUGCCUUCCUUCAGCAUGUCAGUGCCAAGCAAGGAUUUGGGAACAUCCGUGGACAUGGAAGUGUCAGUGCCCAAGGUCAGAGCCGAGGCCACACAGCCCUCUCUGGGAAGGGAGGUGCAAGCCCCAGAGGGUGCCAUCCAAGUGCCCACUGCUGAUAUCGACCUCCCUGGGGAAGAGCUGGAGGUGUCCGUCCCUGAGGGAGAGGUGGCUGUGACCGGGCCAAAAGGCAAAGCAGAAGGGGUCAAGAUCAAGGGCCAGCUGCCCAAAGUGCAGAUGCCGAGCCUCAAGAUGCCCAAGGUGGACAUCAAGGCCCCCCAGGUGGACAUCAAGGGGCCCAAACUGGACCUGAAGGGCGCCAAAGGGGAGGUGAGCGCCCCUGACAUGGAGGUGUCCCUACCCAGCGUGGAGGUGGACACCCAGGUAUCCGGCGCAAAGGUGGAGGCUGACCUGUCACUGGAAGUCAAGGAGGUGGCUGCCAGAGACAGCAAGUUCAAGAUGCCCAAGUUCAAGAUGCCGUCCUUUGGCACGUCGGCGCCAAGCAAGUCCUUGGAAGCCUCUGUGGACGCGUCCCUGCCCAAGGUCCAGGCUGAGGUUUCCAUGCCCUCUAUCCAGGCCGACGUCAAGACCAGUGACGUGACCAUUGAGCUGCCAUCUGCCGACCUAGACGUCAAGACUGCCUCGGUGGGCCUGAAGCUCCCUGAGGGGCAAGAGCCUGAGGGGAAGCUCCAGGAACCCUCGGCCACAGCCGGACUCAAAGGGCACCUACCCAAGGUGCAGAUGCCCAGCAUCAAAAUGCCCAAAGUGGACUUCAAGGCCCCCCAGGUGGACAUCAGGGGGCCCAAACUGGACCUGAAGGGCACCAAAGGGGAGGUUAGCGCCCCUGAUAUGGAGGUGUCCCUACCCACCAUGGAGCUGGACACUCAGGUGCUUGGCACCAAGGUAGAGGCUGACCUGUCCAUAGGAGACAAAGAGGUGGCCUCCAGAGACGGCAAGUUCAAGAUGCCAAAGUUCAAGAUGCCAUCCUUUGGUGCGUCAGUACCAAGCAAGGAUUUGGGAACAUCCGUGGACGUGUUGGUGCCCAAGGUCGGAACUGAGACCACACUGCCCUCCCUGGGAAGGGAGGUGCGAGCCCCAGAGGGUGCCAUCCAAGUGGCCACUGCUGAUAUCGACCUCCCUGGGGGAGAGCUGGAAGUGUCUUUCCCCGAGGGAGAGGUGGCUGUGUCUGGGCUGAAGGGCAAAGCAGAAGGGGUCAAGAUCAAGGGUCAGCUUCCCAAAGAGCAGAUGCCCAGCUUCAAGAUGGCCAAGGAGGACAUCAAGGCCCCCCAUGUGAACAUCAAGGUCCCCCAGGUGGACAUCAAGGGGCCAAAACUGGACCUGAAAGGCGCCAAAGGGGAGGUGAGAGCCCCCAACGUGGAGGUGUCCCUGCCCAGGGUGGAGGGGGACGCCCAGGUGUCCUUCGCCAAGGUGGAGGCUGACCUGUCCCGGGAAGACAAGGAGGUGGCCGUCAGAGACAGCAAGUUCAAGAUGCCCAAGUUUAAGAUGCCGUCCUUCGGUGCAUCGGUGCCAAGCAAGGAUUUGGGAACAUCCGUGGAUGUGUCAGUGCCCAAGGUCAGAGCCGAGACCACACUGCCCUCCCUGGGAGGGGAAGUGCGAGCCCCAGAGGGUGCCAUCCUAGUGCCCGCUGCUGAUAUUGACCUCCCGGGUGGAGAGCUGGAGGUGUCCCUCCCGGAGGGAGAAGUGCCUGUGUCCGGGCUGAAGGGCAAAGCUGAAAGGGUCAAGAUCAAGGGCCAGCUGACCAAAGUGCAGAUGCCCAGCCUCAAGAUGCCCAAGGUGGACAUCAAGGCCCCCCAGGUGGACAUCAAGGGGCCCAAACUGGACCUGAAGGGCGUCAAAGGGGAGGUGAGUGCCCCUGACGGGAAGGUGUCCCUUCCCAGCAUGGAGGUGGACUCCCAGGUUCCCGACGCCAAGGUGGAGGCUGACCUGUCCGUGGGAGAAAAGGAGGUGGCUGCCAGAGACAGCAAGUUCAAGAUGCCCAAGUUCAAGAUGCCGUCCUUCAGCGCAUCAGGACUAAGCAAGUCCUUGGAAGCCUCUGCGGAUGCGUCCCUGCCCAAGGUACAGGCUGAGGUUUCCAUGCCCUCUAUCCAGGCCGACGUCAAGACCAGUGAUGUGACCUUUGAGUUGCCAUCAGCCGACCUAGACGUCAAGACUGUCUCGGUGGGCCUGAAGCUCCCUGAGAGCCAAGAUCCCGAGGGGGAACUCCAGGAACGCUCAGCCGCAGGCGGACUCAAAGGACACCUGCCCAAGAUGCAGAUGCCCAGCAUCAAAAUGCCUAAAGUGGACUUCAAGGACCCCCAGGUGGACAUCAAGGGGCCCAAACUGGACCUGAAGGGUGCCAAAGGAGAGGUGAGUGCCCCCGACAUGGAGAUGUCCCUACCCACCAUGGAGGUGGAUGCCCAGGUUCCUGAGGCCAAGCUGGAAGCUGACCUGUCCGUGGGAGACAAGGAGGUGGCUGCCAGAGAGAGCAAGUUUAAGAUGCCCAAAUUCAAGAUGCCGUCCUUCGGCGUGUCGGAGCCAAGCAAGGAUUUGGGAACAUCCAUGGACAUGUCGGUGCCCAAGGUUGGAGCCGAGGCCACACUGCCUUCCCUGGGAGGGGAGGUGCGAGUCCCAGAGGGUGCCGUCCAAGUGGGCACUGCUGAUAUCGACCUCCCAGGGGGAGAGUUGGAGGUGUCCCUCCCCAAGAGAGAGGUGGCUAUGUCUGGGCUGAAGGGCAAAUCAGAAGGGGUCAAGAUCAAGGGUCAGCUGCCCAAAAUGCAGAUGCCCAGCCUGAAGAUGCCCACGGUGGACACCAAGGCCCCCCAGGUGGAUAUCAAGGCCCACCAGGUGGACAUCAAGGGGCCCGAACUGGACCUGAAGGGCACCAAAGGGGAGGUGAGCAUCCCCGACAUGGAGGUAUUCCUGCCCAGCAUGGAGGUGGAUGCCCAGGUGCCUGGCCCCAAGGUGGAGGCUGACCUGUCCCUGGGAGACAAGGAGGUGGCCACCAGAGACAGCAAGUUCAAGAUGCCCAAGUUCAAGAUGCCAUCCUUUGGUGCGUUGGUGCCAAGCAAGUCCAUGGAAGCCUCUGUGGAUGCGUCCCUGCCCAAGGUCCAAGCUGAGGUUUCCAUGCCCUCUAUCCAGGCUGACGUCAAGACCAGUGACGUGACCAUUGAGCUGCCAUCUGCCCACCUAGAGGUCAAGACUGCCUCGGUGGGCCUGAAGCUCCCUGAGGGGCAAGUGCCCGAGGGGGAACGCCAGGAAACCUUGGCCACAGGUGGACUCAAAGGGCAUCUGCCCAUGGUGCAGAUACCCAGUAUCAAAAUGCCCAAAGUGGACUUCAAGUCCCCACAGGUGGACAUCAGGGGGCCCAAACCGGACCUGAAGGGCACCAAAGGGGAGGUGAGCGCCCCCAACAUGGAGGUGUCCCUACCCACCGUGGAGCUGGACGCCCAGGUGCCCAGCGCCAAGGUGGAGGCUGACCUGACCUUGGGAGACAAAGAGGUGGCCACCAGAGACAGCAAGUUCAAGAUGCCCAAGUUGAAGAUGCCGUCCUUUGAUGUGUCGGUGCCAAGCAAGGAUUUGGGAACAUCCAUGGAUGUGGAAGUGUCACCGCCCAAGGUCAGAGCUGAGGCCACACUGCCCUCCCUGGGAAGGGAGGUUCAAGCGCCAGAGGGUGCUGUCCAAGUGCCCACUGCUGACAUCGACCUCCCGGGGGAAGAGCUGGAGGUGUCCCUCCCCGAGGGAGAGGUGGCUGUGUCCGGGCUGAAGGACAAAGCAGAAAGGGUCAAGAUCAAGGGCCAGCUGCCCAAAGUGCAGAUGCCGAGCCUCAAGAUGCCCAAGGUGGACAUCAAGGCCCCCCAGGUGGACAUCAAGGGCCCCAAACUGGACCUGAAAGGCGCCAAAGGGGAGGUGAGCACCCCCGAUGUGGAGGUGUCCCUGCCCAGGGUGGAGGUGGAUGCCCAGGUGCCUGGUGCCAAGGUGGAGGCUGAUCUGUCCCUGGGAGACAAGGAGGUGGCCUCCAGAGACAGCAAGUUCAAGAUGCCCAAGUUCAAGAUGCCGUCCUUCGGCACAUCGGCACCAAGCAAGGAUUUGGGUACAUGCGUGGACGUGUCGGUGCCCAAGGUCAGAGCAGAGGCCACACUGCCCUCUCUGGGAGGGAAGGUACAAGCCCCAGAGGAUGCUGUCCAAGUGGCCGCUGCUGAUAUCGACCUCCCAGGAGGAGAGCUGGAGGUGUCCCUCCCCAAGGGAGAAGUGGCUGUGUCCGGGCUGAAGGGCAAAGCAGAAGUGGUCAAGAUCAAGGGCCACCUGCCCAAAGUGCACAUGCCCAGCCUAAAGAUACCCACGGUGGACAUCAAGGCCCCCCAGGUGGACAUCAAGGGGCCCAAACUGGACCUGAAGGGCGCCAAAGGGGAGGUGAGUGCCCCCGACAUGGAGGUGUCCCUACCCACCGUGGAGGUGGAUGCCCAGGUGCCCAGUGCCAAGGGGGAGGCUGACCUGUCCAUGGGAGACAAGGACGUGGCCGCCCGAGACAGCAAGUUCAAGAUGCCCAAGUUCAAGAUGCCGUCCUUUGGCACGUCGGUGCCAAGCAAGUCCUUGGAAGCCUCUGUGGAUCCGUCCCUGCCAAAGGUCCAGGCUGAGGUUUCCAUGCCCUCCAUCCAGGCCGACGUCAAGACCAGUGACGUGACCAUUGAACUGCCAUCUGCCGACCUAGACAUCAAGACUGCCUCAGUGGGCCUGAAGCUCCCUGAAGGACAAGUGCCCGAGGGGGAGCUCCAGGAACCCUCGGCCUCAGGCAGACUUAAGGGGCACCUGCCCAAGGGGCAGAUGCCCAGUGUCAAAAUGCCCAAAGUUGACUCCAAGGCCCCCCAGGUGGACAUCAGGGGGCCCAUACUGGACCUGAAGGGUGCCAAAGGGGAGGUGAGCACUCCGGACAUGGAGGUGUCCCUGCCCAGUGUGAAGGAGGACACCCAGGUGUCCGGUGCCAAGGUGGAGGCUGACCUGUCUGUGGGAGUAAAGGAGGUGGCCUCCAGAGACAGCAAGUUCAAGAUGCCCAAGUUCAAGAUGCCAUCCUUCGGUGUGUCAGCACCAAGCAAGGAUUUGGGAACAUCCAUGGACAUGGAAGUGUCACUGCCCAAGGCCAGAGCUGAGGCCACACUGCCCUCCCUGGAAAGGAAGGUGCGAGUAGCAGAGGGUGCCAUCCAGGUGCCCACUGCUGAUAUUGACCUCCAUGGGGGAGACCUGGAAGUGUCCCUCCCUGAGGGAGAGGUGGCUGUGUCCGGGCUUAAGGGUAAAGCAGAAGGGGUCAGGAUCAAGAGCCAGCUGCCCAAAAUGCAGAUGCCGAGCCUCAAGAUGCCCAAGGUGGACAUCAAGGCCCCCCAGGUGGAUAUCAAGGCCCCCCAGGUAGACAUCAAGGGGCCCAAACUGGACCUGAAAGGGGCCAAGGGGGAGGUGAGCACCCCCGAUGUGGAGAUGUCCCUGCCCAGCAUGGAGGUGGACGCCCAGGUGCCCGGUUCCAAGGAGGAGGCUGACCAGUCCCUGGGAGACAAGGAGGUAGCCACCAGAGACAGCAAGUUCAAGAUGCCCAAGUUCAAGAUGCCGUCCUUCAGCACGUCGGCGCCAAGCAAGGAUUUGGGAAUAUCUGUGGACGUGUCAGUGCCCAAGGUCGGAACUGAAGCCACCCUGCCCUCCCUGGGAGGGGAGGUGAGAGCCCCCGAGGGUGCCGUCCAAGUGGCCACUGCUGAUAUUGACCUCCCAGGUGGAGAGCUGGAGGUGUCCCUCCCCGAGGGAGAGGUGGCUGUGUCUGGGCUGAAGGGCAAAGCAGAAGGGGUCAAGAUCAAGAGCCAGCUGCCCAAAAUGCAGAUGCCCAGACUGAAGAUACCCACGGUGGAUAUCAAGGUCCCCCAGGUGGACAUCAAGGCCCCCCAGGUGGACAUCAAGGGGCCCAAACUGGACCUGAAGGGCGCCAAAGGGGAGAUGAGUGCCCCCGACAUGGAGGUGUCCCUGCCCAGCGUGGAGGUGGACGCCCAGGUUCCCGACACCAAGCUGGAGGCUGACCAGUCCCUGGGAGACAAGGAGGUGGCCGCCAGAGACAGCAAGUUCAAGAUGCCCAAGUUCAAGAUACCGUCUUUUGGCGCGUCAGUGCCAAGCGAGUCCUUUGAAGUGUCUGUGGACCCGUCCCUGCCAAAGGUACAGGCUGAGGUUUCCAUGCCCUCUAUCCAGACCGACAUCAAGACCAGUGAAGUAACCUUUGAGCAGCCAUCUGCCGACCUAGAUGUCAAGACUGCGUUGGUCGGCCUGAAGAUCCCUGAGGGCCAAGUGCCCGAGGGGGAGCUCCAGGAACCCUCGGCCUCAGGCAGACUCAAAGGGCACCUGCCCAAGGUGCAGAUGCCCAGCGUCAAAAUGCCCAAAGUGGACUUCAAGGCCCCCCAGGUGGACAUCAGGGGGCCCAAACUGGACCUGAAGGGCGCCAAAGGGGAGGUGAGCACCCCCGACAAGGAGGCGUCCCUACCUGCCAUGGAGGUGGACACCCAGGUGCCCAGCACAAAGGGGGAGGCUGACCUGUCCAUGGGAGACAAGGAGGUGGCCACCAGAGACAGCAAGAUCAAGAUGCCCAAGUUCAAGAUGCCUUCCUUUGGCGUGUGGGUGCCAAGCAAGGAUUUGGGAACAUCUAUGGACGUGGAAGUGUCAGUGCCCAAGGUCAGAGCCGAGGCCACACUACCCUCCCUGGGAAGGGAGGUGCGAGCCUCAGAGGGUGCCAUCCAAGUGCCCACUGCUGAUAUCGACCUCCCUGGGGAAGAGUUGGAGGUGUCCGUCCCUGAGGGAGAGGUGGCUGUGACCGGGCCAAAGGGUAAAGCAGAAGGGGUCAAGAUCAAGGGCCAGCUGCCCAAAGUGCAGAUGCCGAGCCUCAAGAUGGACAUCAAGGACAUCAAGAUGCCCAAGGUGGACAUCAAGGCCCCCCAGGUGGAUAUCAAGGGGCCCAAACUGGACCUGAAAGGUGCCAAAGUGGAGGUGAGCACCCCCGAAGUGGAGAUGUCCCUGCCCAGCAUGGAGAUGGACGCCCAGGUUCCUGGUGCCAAGGUGGAGGCUGACCUGUCCCUGGGAGACAAGGAGGUGGCCGCCAGAGAUAGCAAGUUCAAGAUGCCCAAGUUCAAGAUGCCAUCCUUCAGCUUGUCGGCGCCAAGCAAGGAUUUGAGAACAUCCGUGGAUAUGUCAGGGCCAAAGGUCGGAGUCGAGGCCACCCUGCCCUCCCUGGGAAGGGAGGUGUUAGCCCCAGAAGGUGACGUCCUAGUGGCCACUGCUGAUAUCAACCUACCGGGGAGUGAGUUGGAGGUGUCCCUCCCCGAGGGAGAAGUGGCUGUGUCCGGGCUGAAGGGCAAAGCAGAAAGGUUUAAUAUCAAGGGUCAGCUGCCCAAUGUGCAGAUGCCCAGCCUGAAGAUGCCUAUGGUGGACAUCAGGGCCCACAAGGUGGACAACAAGGCUCCCCAAGUGGACAUUAAGGGGCCCAAACUGGACCUGAAGGGUGCCAAAGAGGAGGUGAGAGCCCCCGACGUGGAAGUGUCCCUGCCGAGCUUGGAGGUGGACGCCCAGGUGCCCGAAGCCAAGCUGGAGGCUGACCUGUCACCGGAAGACAAGGAGGUGGCCACCAGAGACAGCAAGUUCAAGAUGCCCAAGUUCAAGACGCCGUCCUUCGGUGUGUCAGUGCCAAGGAAGUCCGUGGAAGCUUCUGUGGACGUGUCCCUGCCCAAGGUCCAGGCUGUUUCCAUGCCCUCUAUCCAGGCUGACGUCAAGACCAGUGACAUGACCAUUGAGCUGCCAUCUGCCCACCUAGAUGUCAAGACUGCCUCGGUGGGCCGGAAGCACCCUGAGGGUCAAGUGCCCGAGGAGGAGCUCAAGGAACCCUCAGCCGCAGGCAGACUCAAAGGGCACCUGCCCAAGGUGCAGAUGCCCAGCAUCAAAAUGCCCAAUGUGGACUCCAAGGCCCCCCAGGUGGAUAUCAAGGGGCCCAAACUGGACCUGAAGGGCGCCAAAGGGGAGGUGAGUGCCCCCGACAUGGAGAUGUCCCUAUCCACCAUGGGGGUGGAUGUCCAGGUGCUCAGCGCCAAGGUGGAGACUGACCUGUCCGUGGGAGACAAGCAGGUGGCCACCAGAGACAGCAAGUUCAAGAUGCCCAAGUUCAAGAUGCCGUCCUUCGGUGUGUCAGCGCCAAGCAAGGAUUUGGGAACAUCCGUGGAUGUGGAAGUGUCAAUGCCCAGUGUCAGAGCCAAGGCCACACUGCCCUCCCUGGGAAGGGAAGUGCAAGACCCAGAGGUUGCCGUCCAAGUGCCCACUGCUGAUAUCAACCUCCCUGUGGAAGAGCUGGAGGUGUCCCUCCCCGAGGGAGACGUGGCUGUGUCCGGGCUGAAGGACAAAGCAGAAGGGGUCAAGAUCAAGGGCCAGCUGCCCAAAGUGCAGAUGCCGAGCCUCAAGUUGCCCAAGGUGGACAUCAAGGCCCCCCAGGUGGAUAUCAUGGCCCCCCAAGUGGACAUCAGGGCUCCCAAAAUGGACCUAAACGGUGCCAAAGGGGAGGUGAGUGCUCCCAAAGUGGAGGUGUCCCUGCCCAGCGUGGAGGUGGACACCCAGGUGCCCAGCGCCAAGGUGGAGGCCGACCUGUCCCUGGGAGACAAGGAGGUGGCCGCCAGAGACAGCAAGUUCAAGAUGCCCAAGUUCAAGAUGCCGUCCUUCGGCGCGUCGGCGCCAAGCAAAGAUUUGGGAACAUCCAUGGACGUGUCCCUGCCCAAGGUAGGAGCCGAGGCAACACUGCCCUCCCUGGGAGGAGAGAUGAAAGCCCCAGAUGGUGCUGUCCAAAGGCCCGCUGCUGAUAUUGACCUCCCUGGGGGAGAGCUGCAGGUGUCCCUCCCGGAGGGAGAGGUGGCUGUGUCUGAGCUGAAGGGCAAAGCAGAAGGGGUCAAAUUCAAGGGCCAGCUGCCCAAAGCACAGAUGCCCAGCCUGAAGAUGCCCAAGGUGGACAUCAAGGCCCCCCAGGUGGAUGUCAAGGGCCCCCAGGUGGACAUCAAGAGGCCCAAACUGGACCUGAAAUGCGCCAAAGGGGAGGUGAGCUCCCCCGACAUGGUGGUGUCCCUGCCCAGAGUGGAGGUGGAUGCCCAGGUGCCUGACACCAAGGUGGAGACUGACCUGUCCGUGGGAGACAAGGAGGUGGCCGCCAGAGACAGCAAGUUCAAGAUGCCCAAGUUCAAGAUGCCGUCCUUUGGCGCAUCAGUGCCAAGCAAGGAUUUGGGAACAUCCAUGGAUAUGUCGGUGCCCAAGGUCGGAGCCAAGGCCACACUACCCUCCCUGGGAGGGGAGGUGCGAGCCCCAGAAGGUGCCGUCCAAGUGCCCAUUGCUGAUAUCGACCUCCCGGGGGGAGAGCUGGAGGUGUCCCUCCCCGAGGGAGAGGUGGCUGUGUCUGGGCUGAAGGGCAAAGAAGAAGGAGUCAAGAUCAAGGGUCAGCUGCCCAAAGUGCAGAUGCCAAGCCUCAAGAUGACCAAGGUGGACAUCAAGGUCCCCCAGGUGGACAUCAAGGUCCCCCAGGUGGACAUCAAGGGGCCCAAACUGGACCUGAAGGGCGCCAAAGGGGAGGCAAGUGCCCCGGACAUGGACAUGUCCCUGUCCAGCAUGGUGGUGGACACCCAGGUUCCUGGCGCAAAGCUGGAGGCUGACCUGUUCCUGGGAGACAAGGAGUUGGCUGCAAGAGACAGCAAGUUCAAGAUGCCCAAGUUCAAGAUGCCGUCCUUCGGUGCAUCAGCGCCAAGCAAGUCCUUGGAAGCCCCUGUGGAUGCAUCCCUGCCAAAGGUACAGGCUGAGGUUUCCAUGUCCUCUAUCCAGGCUGACGUCAAGACCUGUGACAUGACCAUUGAGCUGCCAUCUGCCGACCUAGAUGUCAAGACUGGGUUGGUGGGCCUGAAGAUCCCUGAGGGCCAAGUGCCCGAGGGGGAGCUCCAGGAACCCUCGGCUACAGGCGGACUCAAAGGGCACCUGCCCAAGAUGCAGAUGCCCAGCAUCAAAAUGCCCAAAGUGGACUUCAAGACCUCCCAGGUGGACAUCAAGGGGCCCAAACUGGAACUGAAGGGCGCCAAAGGGGAGAUGAGUGCUCCCGAAGUGGAGGUGUCCCUACCCACCGGGGAGGUGGAUGCCCAGGUGCCCCGCACUAAGGUGGAAGCUGACCUGUCCAUGGGAGACAAGGAGGUGGCCACCAGAGACAGCAAGUUCAAGAUGCCGUCAUUUGGCACAUCGGCACCUAGCAAGGAUUUGGGAACAUCCGUGGACAUUUUGGUACCCAAGGUCGGAGCCAAAGCCACACUGCCCUCCCUGGGAGGAGAGGUGCAAGCCCCAGAGGGUGCCGUCCAAGUGCCCACUGCUGAUAUCGACCUCCCGGGCGGAGAGCUGAAGGUGUCCCCCCCCGAAGGAGUGGCGGCUGUGUCCAGGUUGAAGGGCAAAGAAGAAGGGGUCAAGAUCAAGGGCCAGCUGCCCAAAGUGCAGAUGCCGAGCCUCAAGAUGCCCAAGGUGGACAUCAAGGCCUCCCAGGUGGACAUCAAGGGGCCCAAACUGGACCUGAAGGGCGCCAAAGGGAAGGUGAGCACCCCCGACAUGGAGGUGUCCCUACCCACUGUGGAGGUGGACGCCCAGGUGUCCAGUGCCAAGGUGGAGGCUGACCUGUCCCUGGGAGACAAGGAGGUGGCAGCCAGAGAUAGCAAGUUCAAGAUGCCCAAGUUCAAGAUGCUGUCCUUUGGCACGUCGGCGCCAAGCAAGUCCUUGGAAGCCUCUGUGGACGCGUCCCUGCCCAAGGUCCAGGCUGAGGUUUCCAUGCCCUCUAUCCAGGCCGACGUCAAGACCAGUGACGUGACCAUUGAACUGCCAUCUGCCGACCUAGACAUCAAGACUGCCUCGGUGGGCCUGAAGCUUCCUGAGGGGCAAGUGCCCGAGGGGGAGCUCCAGGAACCCUCAGCCUCAGCCGGACUCAAAGGGCACCUGCCCAAGGUGCAGAUGCCCAGCAUCAAAAUGCCCAAAUUGGACAUCAUGGGGCCCAAACUGGACCUGAAGGGUGCCAAAGGGGAGGUGAGCACCCCCUACGUGGAGGUGUCCCUGCCCACCGUGGAGGUGGAUGCCCAGGUGUCCAGUGCCAAGGUGGAGGCUGACCUGUCCGUGGGAGACAAGGAGGUGGCCUCCAGAGACAGCAAGUUCAAGAUGCCCAAGUUCAAGAUGCCGUCCUUCGGUGUGUCAGCGCCAAGCAAGGAUUUGGGAACAUCUGUGGACGUGGACGUGUCAGUGCCCAAGGUCGGAGCCGAAGCCACACUGCCCUCCCUGGGAAGGGAGGUGCGAGCCCCAGAGGGUGCCGUCCAAGUGCCCACUGCUGAUACCGACCUCCCUGGGGAAGAGCUGGAGGUGUCCCUUCCCAAGGGAGAGGUGGCUGUGUCUGGGCCGAAGGGCAAAGCAGAUGGGGUCAAGAUCAAGGGCCAGCUGCCCAAAGUGCAGAUGCCGAGCCUCAAGAUGCCCAAGGUGGACAUCAAGGCCCCCCAGGUGGACAUUAAGGGGCCCAAAGUGGACCUGAAAGGCGCCAAAGGGGAGGUGAGCGCCCCCGACGUCGAGGUGUCCCUGCCCAGUGUGGAGGUGAGCGCCCAGGUGUCCAGUGCCAAGGUGGAGGCCGACCUGUCACCGGAAGACAAGGAGGUGGCUGUCAGAGACAGCAAGUUCAAGAUGCCCAAGUUCAAGAUGCCGUCCUUUGGCGCGUCGGCGCCAAGCAAGUCCUUGGAAGCCUCUGUGGACGCGUCCCUGCCCAAGGUCCAGGCUGAGGUUUCCAUGCCCUCUAUCCAGGCUGAUGUCAAGACCAGUGACGUGACCAUUGAGCUGCCAUCUGCCGACCUAGACAUCAAGACUGCCUCGGUGGGCCUGAAGCUCCCUGAGGGGCAAGUGCCCAAGGAGGAGCUCAAGGAACCCUCAGCCACAGCCGGACUCAAAGGGCACCUGCCCAAGGUGCAGAUGCCCAGCAUCAAAAUGCCCAAAGUGGACUCCAAGGCCCCCCAGGUGGACAUCAAGGGGCCUAAACUGGACCUGAAUCAGGAUGCCAAAGGGGAGGUGAGCGCCCCUGACGUGGAGGUGUCCCUGCCCACCGUGGAGGUGGAUGCCCAGGUUCCUGUUGCCAAGCUGGAUUCAUCCUCUGGGGAGGUUGAAGUGUUUUCCAAAGCAGCCAAGUUUAAAUUUCCUAAAAUCAGCAUUUCCUCCUCUCGAACCUCCCCCAGUAAGCCUUCCCUGGUCUCUCCAGGGCUUGACAUUCAUGAUAAAGUUACCCAGAAUUCGCUCUCCUCAGGCCUCAGAGAUCCAGUUGUCUCUGGUGGUGAUCAGCAUGCUUUCCAUAUGGAAGGUGAUGUCGCCUUGUCAGUUGGAAAAGAAGGAGAAAAAAGCAAAAGCAAAAAGUCCCAUUUUAAAUUGCCCAAAGUCUUCUCUCCGCCAGGGAAAGCAGAUAAAGGCUUUGUAGCUUCUGCAGAGGAAACUGAGGUCCCUUUGCCUGUGAGGGCCUCAGCGUCCCCCUUGGAGUCAGGACAUGGGGAGCCCCUGGGGACGCCUGUGGCUUCCGUGGAGACUUCCCUGCCGGUGUCCAGGCUGGGCUGGCUCAGUGGUCCCCAUGGGGAAUCGUCCUGCCUCAGUCCCAGUGAGGGUGUCACACUUACAAAGUACCAGGUGACUGUCCCCAGAGGCCCCGUCCCUUCCGAGCUGCCUUGUGAAACCCCGUCUAGGUCCCAGUUUCACGCUCAGCUUCCCAGCAUGGCAGGUGCAGGCGACCUCCCCUCCAGUGAGAGCAUUCUACUGUCCCAGCCUGACGGUCACACGAGCCCCGUGGACAUUGCAUUUCCUGAAUCUUAUGGCCAGGUGACUUUUCCUAAAUUUCAUCGACCCAAGUUCCGACUGUCACUGCCAACAUCAGCCGCUGCAGUGGUGGAGCCUGGAGCUGCCGAGCAUGCGCCCCCCACGUCCCCACCACUCGCUGCACAGGGACUGGACUCCUCCGUGGAGGAAGCCACGGCGUUCCCAGUGCCAGAGGGUCAUCUGCCACCUGCAGGUGGCUCUGCGUCCACGGUGGCAGAGGGACAGGCAGGCACUGCGGGGACGUCGGCAGUGGCCCCAGAGGAAGCCCCAGCUGAAGGUGCGGGGCGCAAGGGCAAAGGCAGGCCCGUGACAGCCCCGAGGCUCAAGCUUCCCUCCUUCAGCUGGUCCCCGAAGAAGGGGGCGGAGUCCAAAGCAGACCCUGGACACAGCCCGGCUGUCACUGCAGAUGCCCUGGGCAGCCCGCCCGGGGGUCCCGUUACACCUGCAGAAGCUGGUGCAGAUGUGUCUCUCGGGAAGGACGGAGAGGCGGGAGCAGUCAGGACACCAGCCCUUGCCCAGCUGAAGGUCGCGCCUCCCGGAAUGGAGGCUUCCACACGGGGGGCCGGCCUGCCCCGGGGAGACCCAGGCCUGGCCCUUGCCGGCCCCACAGACACGGCCAGUGGUAAGGGUGGUGUUGGAGGUGCUGGCACAGCCGCAGGCCCCCCAGAAGGAGCGGAUGUGAGCCUCCACCUCCCGGAGGCCCCUGUUCCCAGCGCGGGCUUUGUGAAACCUGACCUCAGCCCCGGGGAUGCCACGGUAGAGGGGAGCCCGUCUACAGGCCACCUUCCUCUUCCCAAACACGGCCUGUCUCUCAGGGACAGCACCCAAGAGCACGGGCCUGGGGACAGCUCAGCAAGCCAGCUCUGUGGGGACGUGAUGGCCUCUUUGGUGGAAGACCCCCUUCAGCCAUCCCCAGCGGUGGGGAGCCCAGAGAGGGAUGCAGCCGCGGGAGAAGCACCAGCAGGCUCCAGGGAGAGCUGGUUUAGGAUGCCCUCACUCCGCCUGCCCGGCUUCGGACGCCCCCACAAAGAGCAGGUGGGCUCUGCAGGGCUGGGGGCUCAGAGGCCCGCACCGGUGACGGCCGGUGUGCAAGGGGAAGGAGAGGCCGUGGUUGGGAUGCAGAGCCCGGAUGCCUGUGCACCUGCGUCAGAGGUGGACGCUGCUAAGUCCCUGCAGCCCCCCGAGGCUGGUGCAGAUGGGGCAGCUGUAGGCAGCCCGGCUUCCUCCUAUGCAGAUGUUCUCCGGAGGAAUCUUGAUCUUCACGCCCCUGUGGGGCCGUCAGCUUCCGAGGUCAGGGUCCGGCCGGGCGCAGGCUCCCUGCCCCUCCAGCUGCAUGGGGUGCUUGCAGAGCCCCGCGGCCCUCCAGGAGAAGCAGGUGAGCCCCUUCUUCCUGGACCAGCAGGCCAGGGCCUGGGCAGAAGGGCCCAGGGGGCAGAGGGGCCGCCUUCCCAGCCUGAGGGCCCUGUCAGACUGAGGGCUUCCAGUACAGAUGUGCCAUCCCAGGUUUCCGUAGUCAGCGUGGGUCAAGUCUGGGAAGACUCUGUGCUACGUGUCCAGUUCCCCAAGUUAAAGGUACCGAGGUUCAGCUUCCCGGCCCCCAGCUUGGAGGCUGACAUUUUCGUGCCCAGUGUGAGAGAGUUGCCAUCCUGCCCGCAGAGCGGUCCUCACACAGCCCUGCUGGAACAAAGCCCCAGCGGGCGGGGCACCAGCCUCCCGAAGGCCCCCGUGGCCCUCGGCCUCUCCUCGGAAGCUGCCCCCAUUUGUAAGGUCAGAGUGCACAUUCAGGGCGCGGAGGCUGCCAGCCGCAAGGUGGCCGUGCACAGCACGGUGACCGCCGGGUACACCGAGCUCUCGGGCCCCGAGGCCUUUCCCACCCAGAUCGUGCAGGAGUCAGAGGUCCCCGCAUCGGAGACCCAAACACCUUCCUGUGGGUUUUCCUUGCCGAAGGGGAGGGUCCCAGAACCCCCCCCUCGGGCGCGGGUGCACCUGGUGACCACAGAGUGCGGGCUGAGGGGGCGCCUUCGAGAGGCUCAGGAGCCCGUCCCAGGAGCAGACCCCGUUUCUGGAGACCUCCAGCCUGACGCCGGAGAGCCUUUUGAAAUUAUCUGUCCCAAUGUAGACAUGCCGGGACCGCCAGCGUGUUCAUCUGACCUUCACUCUGGCCAUGGGCGUGCCGACAGCUGUUCUGACGAGGAGCCCGCGGAAAUCCUCGAAUUCCUGCCGGAGGAGGGCCAGGAGGCAGAGGAGGCCGAGGCUCCCAAAGCAAAACCUGAAGGGAAAAGUUCCUCUGGUCUGUUCCGGUUUUGGCUCCCGAGCAUCGGGUUUUCUUCCUCGGCCUCCGAGACAAGUGCCGAUUCCCAAGCCGAUGCCCAGAGACCAGCUCCCGUGCAGACCCAGCCCGAGGCGCGGACCCCUCCCUCGCAGGAGAAGGGGGGCUGGUUCCGGUUUCCUAAGUUGGGGUUCUCCUCUUCCCCUACCAAGAAAAGCAAAAGUGAGGAAGAGGAGGUGAGUCUGGCCGAGCAGAGUCUCCAAGAGGAGGCAGGUACCUUCUAUGACGCGCAAGAAAGCUUCUCCGCAGAAGAGACAGGAGCAGGGGAGCCGGCGGAGGCCGCGGGCGCCAGGCGGGGCUCCGGCACCAUGGUGACCUCCGCGGCGAGAACCGAGCUGAUCCUGCUGGAGCAGGACAGAGCCGCCAGCCAGCAGUCUGCACCCAGGCCCGCCACCAAGUGAGGGCCGGGAAGGGGUGACUGUUCCGCAGAGGACAGACGCCCGCACCAAGUCCCGAAGCAGAACCCCGGCCACACGGAGCUCCCAUCCCGACCACGCCGGUGUCCACGGCGUCCACCACACUCCUGGACGCGGUACACCAGCCGGGCAACCGCCACGCAGCCCUCCAACGGGGCGGGGGGCCGAGCUGCGGAGCGUGCCGGCUGAGCCAGCUUCCUCCAUGGCCGCUCGGGGCGGGUGAGCCGGCGGAGGUCUGCACCGUCCCGUGCUCGCACAGCCCCCACGUGCCCCUGUGCCCCCCACUGCACACGCUUCAGCCAGGCUGCCGGUGGAACCCCCCCCCAAUGGACAAUAAAGGACAAGACACA
Messenger RNA from Zalophus californianus (California sea lion), 19622 nucleotides. It is a transcript of the gene AHNAK2, whose product is annotated as AHNAK nucleoprotein 2. Lineage: Eukaryota; Metazoa; Chordata; Mammalia; Carnivora; Otariidae. Gene Ontology annotation, biological process: regulation of RNA splicing. Bases 1 to 19257 code for a protein of 6418 amino acids. Gene Ontology annotation, cellular component: nucleus; cytoplasm; costamere. The record is from RefSeq and is a predicted model, not a curated record. The transcript has 12 exons. Gene Ontology annotation, molecular function: protein binding.